AAAAGGGCAAACGACAUUUAACCCACACGAUACCCUAAUCGAGUCAAAACUAGUCUUCUCCUCCUCUCCUCCCUCAAUCUCCAUCUCUUCUCUCCGCAGCCUCUUUUUCUCGAAAACCCUAAAUUGCAGAGGAGACCGACGCAGCCGAAGCUCUCUAGCCAAAGAAGCGAAAAUGAGCCUGGGAGCUAUUUCGGGAGCCAAGGCCAAGAAGAAGGGAGCUUCGUUCGUGUGAAUAAGAUCAUGGACAUCGCCUGACUGGAGAAGUUCCUCCAGAAGCAAAUCAAGGUCGGCGCCACGGCCGGUGCUCUCGCUGACUCUGUUUCCGUCACUCGUGAGAAGAACAAGAUCACCGUCACUUCUGACUCCACCUUUUCCAAUGUACCAAUUUGCGUCGAAUUCAACUCUCGCGGCCUGUUUUGUCUUCUGGUGGAAAGGCUUGAGCUUUUCUGAUCCAUAUGGGAAAGUGAUCUUGAUUACAGAAUCUGUUGAUUGAACUCAUUAUUCAUAGAAUGCAUCACUCACCUGAGUUAAUGCAUCUGGCAAGCAGUGCGUGUAUAUUAGAACUAUUGGCAGAGCCCUUGUAUAUCCUUUCUCAAAACUUGCUUCUGCUUAAACUAAGGCUAGCAGUUGAAACAGCUGCUACCUUUUUUCACUCCAUAACAACAGCCAUUCUCUUUGGCAUGCGAGUUGACAUGGAAAAAGAGAUUAUAUUUGCAUUGUCACAAACAGCUUAUGGAAUGUGCUUGUUCCUAGGGUAUUGGGUCUACUUUCUUCGUUUUCGUCCAUAUAGAAGUUCUGCUCUUUUCCCCUUCAGGUCCAAAGAGCACCAGCCCCACCCAAGGAAUCAAUACCUCACCACCCAAGGAAUCAAUGAAGUUGGCAAUGGAGGGUAGUUCUGCUGUAAAUGGUAGUGCAUCAGCCUCAACACAGCCUCCUCAAAGCAGCCAAAAUCACGCAGCAAGGAGUG
Molecule: messenger RNA, 967 nt
Organism: Fragaria vesca subsp. vesca
Lineage: Eukaryota; Viridiplantae; Streptophyta; Magnoliopsida; Rosales; Rosaceae
Product: protein RFT1 homolog
Exons: 6
Coding region: 510-893 (127 amino acids)
Source: RefSeq, a predicted model, not a curated record